GUGGCCCAAGCUCCAUCUCGAGAGCGAGACCAUCUCUCAGCAUGCGGGACCCCCACUUCAAGUAUUCUACAUCUGUACAUAUAUCACAACCCGACAUGAGUGUCACCAAAUUGAGAGCUGCCAUUCUAGUGAUUUCAGAAACAGCUUCAAAGGACCCUCCCACCGACAAAUGUAUACCAGCUCUUCAAUCCGUGUUUGCCGAGCUCGGCAACGACCAAUGGGAAGUCAGCUCUACCGAAAUCAUUCCCGAUAGCUUGAUCGAUAUACAGAAGUCUAUACGUUCUUGGACGGAUGGCGAGACGUUUAUGAAUUUAAUCGUCACGAGUGGUGGAACGGGGUUCGCGACUAAAGAUGUGACGCCGGAGGCUGUUACGCCUCUCUUAGAUAGACAAGCUCCUGGUCUCGUCCAUGGCAUGCUUUCAACGUCCUACGCCAUCACACCUUUUGCGCUGAUGGCAAGGCCGGUCGCUGGGCUUCGCAAGAAUACCCUUAUAUUGACUCUUCCUGGAUCACCGAAAGGGGCCAAGGAAAACCUCGAGGCAGUCCUCAAAUUACUUCCUCAUGCAUGUGUGCAAGCUGCCGGUGCAGCUUCAAGGCCCUUACAUCAGGGCGGGAUCAAAAGGCUAGAAGCAGAAGCCGGAGUUUUUUCUGAAAGCGUGUCAGCGACAAGUGGGCACACUCAUCACCACCAUCGUCACCAUGGACAUGAUCAUUCUCAUGGUCACGGCGGCCACGGGGCUCCACGACCUCACACGAAACCGGAAGAGGGACCCCAAUCCAAUGAUCCUAGCGCAGGGCCAACAAGAAGGUAUCGGUCCUCGCCAUAUCCCAUGCUGGCAGUGGACGAAGCCCUCAAAAUCAUCGCGGAACAGACACCCGCCCCUAUAGUUGAAGAAGUUUCUGCUAGUAUCGCAUCAGUUGGUUCUGUUCUGGCAGCGGACAUCAAAGCUACCGAAUCUGUGCCAGCAUUUCGUGCCAGCAUUGUCGACGGCUAUGCUGUCAAAAUUCCUGCGUCAGGUAAAUUUCAAAAGGGCACUUACCCUGUAGCACUCGUAUCCCAUGCACAGGCUGGUGAUGUCCAAGAGCUCAAGGAAGGUCAGAUCGCACGGAUCACGACUGGGGCGCCAUUGCCACCAGGCGCAGAUGCUGUUGUCAUGGUAGAAGACACUGUUUUGAAAUCGCAAACCGAGGACGGGAAAGAAGAGAAAGAGAUUGAGAUUCUAACCGAAGAGAUCCAAUCCGGUGAGAACGUGCGGGAGGUGGGUAGCGAUGUUAAGAAAGACGAAAUCAUCCUGAGGAAAGGAGAAGGCAUUAGUGCUGUUGGGGGAGAGUUUGGCCUUCUCGCAUCCGUGGGAACAAGAAGCAUAUCUGUGUAUAAGCGCCCAGUUGUCGGUGUCUUAAGCACUGGGGACGAAAUAAUUGAGCAUGACCGAGCUGGCCCCCUAAAGCUAGGCGAAGUCCGAGACACAAACCGGCCAACUCUUCUGACUGCUAUCCGAGCUCAAGGAUUCGAGGCGAUAGAUCUUGGUAUUGUUUCUGACAAGCCUGGAGCUCUCGAAGACUCCCUCCGCAUGGCCCUACUCAAGGUAGACGUCAUCAUCACCUCCGGAGGCGUUUCAAUGGGCGAGCUCGACCUCCUCAAGCCCACCAUCGAGCGCUCCCUCGGCGGCACCAUCCAUUUUGGCCGCGUGAACAUGAAACCUGGCAAACCUACCACUUUUGCUACAAUCCCCACGAAACACUCCUCCCCAGAACCCUCUACUCGCACCCAUAAGACUAUCUUCUCGCUCCCAGGGAACCCUGCGUCAGCAGUGGUCACUUUCCAUGUCUUCGUGUUGCCCAGCUUGCAUCAGCAAAGUGGCGUUUCGCCGGUGGGAUUACCGCGCGUGACAGUUGUACUGGAAGAGGAUGUGAAGCGAGACCGAGGAAGGCUGGAGUAUCACCGAGCGGUAGUAGGGGUUAAACGCGAUGGGCUACUAUAUGCGACUUCAACGGGUGGACAGCGGAGUUCGAGGAUUGGUAGUUUCAAAGGCGCUAACGCCUUGUUGUGUGUAGGGUCAGGCGAAGGCGUAUUGAAGAAAGGGGAGAAAGUCGGGGCGCUUUUGAUGGGGAAAUUGGGAGAGUUCCGGCAGUGA
This is a messenger RNA of Periconia digitata, 2135 nucleotides long. The record is from the annotation of a GenBank genome assembly. NCBI's taxonomy places the organism in Eukaryota, Fungi, Ascomycota, Dothideomycetes, Pleosporales, Periconiaceae.